GUGAAUUCUGAAAUUACAAAACACAAAAUUACCAAAAUGUCUAAUUCACUGGCAUUAUAUAUUUGCCUGUUAGAUUGCUGAAUGAAAAUAUUUGGUCUUUGUGAUUGCUAUGUAUGUGCGAUUCAUCACCAAUAAACAAAAUAUAUUUACUGACUGACCUGCAAACUAAGAAUUUAUGAAAAUUUCUUAACAUCAUGUAUUCAUUCGAGGGAGACUUUAGGCGAAAACCCCAACAAAAUUUAGCAGGUGCAAGCGCGGCACGAAAGACCGAUAGAGACUCUUUGAUUCAACAAACACAGUUACAAAGACAAAAACGAGAGGAACACCGAAAACGUUUAAACAGUGUUAUAAAAAUUCAAGCAUAUUUUAGAAGCUACUUAAUCAGAAAAAAAUGUAAACAAGUAGAAAGGGACCAAUUUGAUGAUAUGUUUCCUAGAAUUAAUGUAGAAGAUCAAACAACAAUCUCAGCACUGUUAGCAAAAAUAUUUUUCUUCUAUGAUGACAAAGCUGAUGUUUCUAGAUUGGUAUCAAUAUCACAAUUGUUGUUAAAACAAUGGAAAAAGGUCUUCCACAACAGUGGCUCUAGUAUACAGAUAAGAAGAUUACUAGCAUUACAUUUGCGACUAUUGAAGUAUAACACAGAGGUGCCUUUAGCAGUUCCACUCAGAAUGUUUGAAGUAUUCACAUCCACUAGUACAGUAGAAGCAGCAAUGAACUGUGAUGAGGCACUGAGAUUUGUUGCCAAUACAUUCUUGUAUUUAAUUAAAAGAGGCUAUUUCAUGGAUCUGUGUAAAUUAAUAUGUGAAAAGACCCCACCAAUGUAUGGUCCAUCACCAAACCCACCCACCCCAUUAAGCGGAGCACUUUUAGAGUUAAUUCAGCGCCCUCUGUCACUGAUCCUGCGAGUGAACAUUCCUCAGUAUGAAGAUACAGUAACAACAGAGUUUACUGCGGCAUUUUUGUGCAAUCCGUAUCCAGAACCAGUAGAAAUGUUUAUAUUACCAUCUCUAGCACAGGAUACCACAAAGAAACUAUCAUUCUUAGCAUUAAUAAAGUGUUUACAAGACGACAACAAAUAUCAUAGUAAAAAGAUUAUAAACGAUUCUUGGUUAUUGCAUUCGGUUUUGGUUUUGGAGCCCCGGCAAUUUAUAAGUGAAAUAAAAAAUAUUGACAAUACAAGAUUGCCAAGCAAUAGAAUAGUAAUAGAAUACCUUAAGGUAAUAGCUAGAUUGACUGAGAAUGUGUGCAACAAACAAAUCACCUACGAAUUUGAAGACUCACUGUACAGUCAAGAAACUGCAGCGGACAAAGAUGAUGAAAGUGACAGCGAAACCGAACCGAAUCCCACCUCUAUUCGUGAACAGAUGCUGCUGACGCGGUGUAUUGAAUUAUUGAAUGAUCCAGAAAGAUGCAUUAUGGUCAUCAUAUCUCAAAUAACAGAUAAUGAUUUAAGUGAAGAAUUUUUAGAGUACAUGUCUGAGAUCUGUCACAAUUUGCUUUUGAGUCAUCGUAUGGCUUUGCAUAAGUACAGGUAA
This is a messenger RNA of Bombyx mandarina (wild silkworm), 1535 nucleotides long. Its product is annotated as ubiquitin-protein ligase E3C. The record is from RefSeq and is a predicted model, not a curated record. Gene Ontology annotation, biological process: protein polyubiquitination; ubiquitin-dependent protein catabolic process. Lineage: Eukaryota; Metazoa; Arthropoda; Insecta; Lepidoptera; Bombycidae. Gene Ontology annotation, molecular function: ubiquitin protein ligase activity; protein binding.